Messenger RNA from Purpureocillium lilacinum, 855 nucleotides. RefSeq names its product ribosylnicotinamide kinase. NCBI's taxonomy places the organism in Eukaryota, Fungi, Ascomycota, Sordariomycetes, Hypocreales, Ophiocordycipitaceae. The record is from RefSeq and is a predicted model, not a curated record. Gene Ontology annotation, cellular component: cytoplasm.
AUGACCGCCAGCAAGAAGACAACCGCCGCCGCCGCCACCACCGCCACGACGAGCACGACAACCCUCAUCGUCGGCCUCUCGGGCUGCUCCUGCAGCGGCAAGUCGACGCUCGCGCGCCUCCUCCGCGACGUCUUCCCCGGGUGUCUCGUCGUCCACGAGGAUGACUUUUACAAGCCGGCGUCACAGUUGCCGCGCAAGAAUGGCUUCGUCGACUGGGACUGCGCCGAGGCGAUUGAUGUGCCGGCCCUGGCGGACGCAUUGUCGUACGUCCGCGAGCAUGCAUCUCUACCUCCCGACCUGACCACCCGGCACGGCCGGCAAGACCAGGAAUUCAUCAACGGAUGCUCCAUCCACCCAUCGGUCAUCUCCGAGCUCCAGCACACGGUCCGCUCCUCCCUCCCACCCCCCACGAUGACGACGACGCCCUCCCCUCCUCCACGCGUCUGCAUCGUCGAGGGCUUCCUCCUCUACGGCCCGCUCAUGACCGCCCUCGAGCCCCUCCUCGACGUCAAGUGCUUCGUGCGGGCGUCGCGCGCGAGGGUCACCGCCCGCCGCCGCGACCGCGACGCCUACAUGUGCGCGCGCUGGGAGGGCUUCUGGCCGGACCCGCCGGGCUACGUCGACGAGGUGGUCUGGCCCAACUACGUGAGGGCGCACGCGUGGAUGUUUGAGGCUGGGGACGUCGAGGGCAGGUUCCUGGGGGAGGAGCGGCUGCGGCGGAGGGAGUGCGACGGCGGCGGCGGCGGUGUUGAGGUGAUGCGGGAGGGGGCGGCCGUGGACGCGGACAUGGAGGGGACGCUGCGGUGGUUCUUUGGUGUUGUAUUGAAAGAGCUGCAGAAACGCGCGCCUAGAUGA